UUUCGAUCUUGUUUCGCAUACCUUAUGGAAAAAGGCAAAAGAACAUUAUUUCCAGAAUGGCUGAGGAGUAAUGGCACUGUUGGCAAUUCAGCUCACCACGGUUCUUCCCCUUCUUCUAACUCAGAUGUUUCUUCUUUGGUGCAUCAUGGGAGACAUAGGAACUCUAGGAAAGUAAAUGAUUUUGAUUCCUCUCGUUCGACAUUUUUCGACCGGACACAUACGUUGAAUUCAGGGAGAAGUUCUAGUAAUGUUUCUGGGAAGCAUGCUUAUAGUAGCUUUAGUAGGAAUCACCGUGAUAAGGAUCGAGAAAGGGAUAAAGAGAGAAUGAGCUUUGGGGACCAUUGGGACUGUGAUUCUUUUGACCCUUUAGAAAGUAUGUUAACUAGUAGGUUCGAGAAAGAUACAUUACGGCGUUCUCAUUCUAUGGUUUAUAGGAAACAGGGUGAACCUUUGCCUCGAAGGACUGCUGUGAACUCUGGAGAUAAUGGUAACAGUAAUCAGAACAUUGCCAAUGGUUUUCAUUCUGGGGGUAAUAUUGGGAGUAGCAUCCACAAGGCUGAGUUUGAGAAUGAUUUUCCAUCACUUGGAACUGAAGAGAGGCAAGGGGUGUCUGAGAUUGCUAGAGUUUCUUCUCCUGUUUUCGGCUCAGCUUCUCAAAGUGUGCCUGUUGGUAAUUCAGCUUUGAUUGAUGGAGAAGGAUGGACCUCGGCUUUGGCAGAUGCGCCGAGUGUGGUUGGAAGUAGUAGCACAGGUUCCUCACCUGCCCCUCAAACUGUUUCCACCACAAGUUCUGGGGCUCCAAGUGUCACAUUUGGUCUUAAUAUGGCUGAAGCACUAGCACAAACGCCUUCACGAACCUCGACUGCUCCCCUGGUUUUAAAUUCAACUGAUAAAUCAAAAGUCAAACCUGCAACCAGAACAAGUGAGAUGAACAUAGCUGUCAAGAGUGGAUCACAAACGUCACCUUUGAUUUAUCAAGGUAAUCACUCUCCGCAUAAUGGACAUGUUAAGUCCGAUCCAAAGACAUCUGGGAAGCUUUUGGUUCUCAAACCUGGAAGGGAUAAUGGGGUCUCAUCUCCUACUCAAAAAGAUAUUUCUAGUUCAACAAAAGUCGCUAACAACAGAGAUAUAACUAGCCAACAUGCUGUUGCUCCUGUUAAUUCUGUUUCUGCAAGAAACACAAAUGUCCCGAAGCUUUCUGCUGGGGAAUAUAAGGCAGCUGCCAUUAGUGCAAUAACUGGGUUUACUGUGGAAAAGAGACAUUCUUUGGCCCAAACUCAGAGCCGAAAUGAUUUUUUUAAUCUCCUGAAGAAGAAGAAGAAGACUUCAACAAACAUUUCUGGUGCUCUCUCCAAUUCAGAUUCUCAAAUUUCAUCAUCCGUUAUGGAGAAAUCUGAAGUUACUAAGGAAGUAAUUGGUGCUUCUGUGAUUGCUUAUACUGAUGAUGGUACUGCAACAACUAGCAACGGUGACACUUGUUCUGGUGACAAGAAAAAGGAAAUGAGCACCAUUGAUAUGCCUUAUCCCAAUGAGGAAGAGGCCGCAUUCCUUUGUUCUCUUGGGUGGGAAGAAGGCACUGGUGAGGAUGAGGGCCUUACGGAAGAUGAGAUCAAUGCUUUUUAUCAGAAGCAUAUGAAAAUAAGGCCAUCUCUGAAAAUAUUCCGUGGCAUGCAACCAAUGCUAUUGCAGUCUGUUGCAAAUAAUUUGGAUGGAGUUUCUUCUGAAUCAAGCUUAUCCGACUCCGCCUCUGAAGCUUGAGUUUUCUUUCUUUCGUACAUAGUCAAUCCAUGAGUUCCAAUCUUUUAUUUAUAGAUUACUUCUUUCUUUGCCUCACUUUAUCCCCUUUUUUAUGUUUUCUGCUAGGAAAAAAAAGCUGCAGAGUUAGGUAUUUUGGCGGUUUUAGGUUUUAGUUUGACAGUGCAUUUAGCAAAUGUUGCAAUAAGGGGCGUCCUACGUUGUUGACAGAAGUCUGAAGGCUUCCAUGGUGGGUUUUAGGGUAAGGAUGGGUUAAUUUUUUUUUUGUGAGCACCGGAAGCGAUGAUGCAUUUCCAAGAGGGUUCAUAGAAAUAGUUUAUUUGUAUUUCGAGUUAAUUUUUUAUGAAAGAAAAAUGGAA
Messenger RNA from Hibiscus syriacus, 2114 nucleotides. RefSeq names its product serine-rich adhesin for platelets-like. The transcript has 4 exons. Lineage: Eukaryota; Viridiplantae; Streptophyta; Magnoliopsida; Malvales; Malvaceae. The record is from RefSeq and is a predicted model, not a curated record. The coding region runs from base 25 to 1758 and encodes 577 amino acids.